UUUCCAUAUAGUAAGCGUUGGCAAUCCCAUCAUUAAAUCCCAUCUUUCAGUGUCGUUGUAACAAUUUAUUUCCGUGCUAGAAUUGAGCCUGAAUAUGUCGAUAAAUACGGAAACAUUUGGUAAGCUAAUUGGCGUUAUUGGCGAUGAGGACACUUGUGUGGGCUUUCUGCUUGGUGGCAUUGGAGAAGUCAGUGAGGAUCGUGAACGGAAUUUUUUCGUUGUGGAGAAGGAUACCACUGCUGCCCAGAUUAAUGCCAGCUUUAAGAAAUUCCUAGAGCGCCCCGAUAUAGGUAUUAUUUUGAUCAAUCAGGUGUAUGCGGACAUGAUACGCCCCACAGUCGAUGCCCAUGUGGUGCCGGUGCCGACUGUGGUGGAGAUUCCAUCGAAACAGCAUCCGUACGAUGCCAGCAAGGACUCGGUUAUGAAGAGGGCCUAUGGUAUUAUCAAUCCGCCCAAGAGGCGCCACUAACGGCUCUACUUUGGCAAUCAACUGUGGCUGUGGGAGAGUUUAAUGAAUGAUUUGCAUAGUUUUCAAAAGUAUCUACAAAAUGCCACUGCCAAACUGAGAAGUACCGAACAAAGCACGCUCACAAACGCCAAUAAGGGCAUACGGAGAAAUAAGAAAAUAAAGCUUAUAGAAGUACGAGUAUGAAAUUGCCAAAAAA
Drosophila pseudoobscura is the source of this 665-nucleotide messenger RNA. It is a transcript of the gene Vha14-2, whose product is annotated as Vacuolar H[+] ATPase 14kD subunit 2. Bases 95 to 469 code for a protein of 124 amino acids. NCBI's taxonomy places the organism in Eukaryota, Metazoa, Arthropoda, Insecta, Diptera, Drosophilidae. Gene Ontology annotation, biological process: proton transmembrane transport. Gene Ontology annotation, cellular component: membrane; proton-transporting V-type ATPase, V1 domain. The transcript is spliced from 5 exons. Gene Ontology annotation, molecular function: proton-transporting ATPase activity, rotational mechanism. The record is from RefSeq and is a predicted model, not a curated record.